This is a messenger RNA of Camponotus floridanus (Florida carpenter ant), 3228 nucleotides long. RefSeq names its product proto-oncogene tyrosine-protein kinase ROS-like. The transcript is spliced from 9 exons. The record is from RefSeq and is a predicted model, not a curated record. NCBI's taxonomy places the organism in Eukaryota, Metazoa, Arthropoda, Insecta, Hymenoptera, Formicidae. Gene Ontology annotation, molecular function: protein binding. The coding region runs from base 434 to 3121 and encodes 895 amino acids.
AAUGCAUCAAUCUGUAAAUUCACAGUGCUCAGUUUUUGUCGGUGCGUGUCUUUACUGUUAUCAUUUAGUCAUAGGCAAAUUAAGACGAAAUUGAAGUAAUAUAAUACUCUACACGUGUACAUUUUUAAAUGUUAUAAACAAGGCUGAUGGCUUGGCUUUUUUCGACUCAGAAUUAAACAAGAACUAUCGCACCGCUUGGCAUUUUUCGAUCGAGUUUCUACAAAUGUCCGUGGCACUCAAAUGUUGUCUUUCAUUACAGAAAAACAAAAGGAUGUGUUGCGCGAAAAAUCGAGCGGAUGGUCGGACACGAACGUAUUGAACGCAGCUGUUUAUAAAUUUUCAAACGCUACAAUGAAUUAUAAGUAGAGUGAGAGAAACAACUAAUUGAGGACGGAAACUGAUUGAGUGCAAACAUUUACGAAAAAAGCAGAUUAUGUUCGGAACAAUAUUAUGCGUUUUAUUGAAAAGUUUAGUACUGACAAAGGCAAUUAUUACGUUUAUGCCAAAGGAUUAUACCACUGCAAACAGCCUCAAGGAAGAAUGCGUUUUCAUGUGUCCGGAUUUAAAUUUCACACAAGAUAUUUCAACGUCCGAGAAAAGUGAUCAUCAUAUAUUAAAUUUCAAACCUGAUCAGAGUCACUCUGAUAGUAUGACUGUGAGAAAUGAGCGAGAAGUCGAUAAAAUUCCACUUGCAAAUAUUUCUAUAAUUCCAGAAUCUAUUAAAAGCAGUUUGAACAAGCCAACAUCUCUCAGAGCAUUUGUACAAUUCGACAGUCAAUUCACAAAAAAAAUAAACGACAUUUUUGUGACAUUGAGAUGGAAUCAAUCUGAAUUUAUCGAUGAAAUAAUACAAGGAUAUACAGUGCAAUGUUUUUUUAUCGAGGAUUUAAAAGAGAUUCAAAUCUGCGAUGAUAAAAAUAUCACAACUACAAAAUUGGAGCAUACGGUGCACAAUCUUGAACCUAAUACGACAUAUUAUUUCCGAGUACGUGCACAUACUGAAGUUAUUGCUGGUCCUUACUCGGAUUUAAUCGAUGUAUCGACUACGCAUGAAAAUCCAAUACCUAAAUUAUUAUUAGUAACGGAUGUUGGCAUCCACAUAUUGGACUUAGAUUUAAAUACUAUUAAUAAUAUUGUUAAACAAUUUAACAUACAAGAUGUCGCUUACUGUGUACAAGAACAUAAAAUUUAUUGGAUAUACAAUAAUAAUAAUCUAAUGACAAUGGAGAUUACUGAAAAUAAUAUCACAAAAAUAGCUAGCUUUGAUCAUAGGCUGUAUGAUCUCUGCAUUGAUUGGAUAGCAAGAAAUCUAUAUAUGACCUAUCAUGAUAGAGACUACUCUUCCAUUCUAAAGUUCGACUUAACAAUGUGGGAAAAUGGCAUAAUUAAAUUUGAUGAGAUUUUCAAAAAAAAAGAAACUCUUUUUUUUGCCAAUUUAAUUGUAUCACCGUUUAUAGGAAUUUUAUAUCGCAUAUCACACAAUUUGGAGAAUCAUGAAUAUGAUAUAAUGAAAUAUCAUCUCGAUGGAAAAAACGUGCAAAUUGAUCAGAUAAAUUCAUCCCUUUGCCAAUUUCAUCCUACGUCUCGAAUGAAUCAUAUGAUAAUUGAUAACAUGAAUAAUGAGGAACCAUUAAUUUACUGGAUAGGUGUUUCUCACAUACUUGUCACAAACACUAACCUUUCUAUGUGUAAUACGAUUUUACACACGAAGAUAAGUGAUGAUGUCAUACUCGGAUCUAUGACGUUUGACAAAACAAACAUUUACAUUUUAGCACAUAAUCGGCUUCAAAUUAAUAAUAAUCAAAUCUACGUUUCGAAAAAGAAAUACGCAAAUCUCAAGAGCGUAAAUAUAGACGAACAUGUUGAAAAGAUAAUAACAGACUCAGUUAGACAUUUUUUCCGAAGAAUUUACGCUUUUGACAAAUAUUUUGAACCAUAUCCUCCAAUGAGAUGUCUGACACCUUACGAAAAAGUUUAUAAUUUUGAAAAUGUGAUUGCAACGACAAACAGCAUCAUUGUAAAUCUUCCAGAGCCGAUUGUAAAGAGUGGAUGCAAAAAAUAUAAUUUGCCAUCUACUAUAUAUAUUAUCUCCGUAAGCCAUUGUGUAGACCAUAAUCUCAAUAAAACUGGAGAAUUCAAGGUGCAGACGUACGAGCGAUCUUACGAGAUCCAGAACUUAACACCAUUUAUAGAGUACAAGUUGAAGUUUACUUUAAGCAAUUUUUAUUUUAAUCAAUUAUCAAUAAAUCCAUUCGAUUCAAAUGUGGUAUCAAUAAAAAUUAAUUCGGGCAAGCUUAAUGCACCAGAAAACAUAAGUGUUCUAGCUUUGACGCCUACUAUAGCAGUAGUUCGUUGGAUGCCACUCAAGAAACUGAACUGCGUGGCCGUAACCUACGAAGUGCAUUGGAAGACAGUUACAUUAGUGAACGGCACGCAACAAAAGAGCAAACAAUUUAUCAAUGUGCCGAAACGUAUGGCAGAUGGCAGAUUUUUCACAAAGAUUAGCUUGUCGCUACCAGUACAAGAUUACUUGAUAUAUGUGCGUGUGUAUCCAGUUAAUUUCAGCGAUUUCUACAACGAGAGUUUAAGCAAGAUCGGUCACAUAUACUCAGAACCAAACAAUAUUACUUUAAGCGGAGCCAACAUAAAUAGCAUGAACAUUUCAUGGAUUUCAAACAUUAAUCUGACAGUUUUUCUUACACUACAGUAUAAAGACAUUGCAACAGAAAAGUGGCAAACAACGAAUUAUGUUAAAAUAAGUUAUAACAAAGAAGUAAUGUACCAUAUCGAAAAUUUGCAAUCGGGAACUUUAUACAAGUUUCGCUUGAUAUUAAGAUACCUCGAAUAUGAGGAAAAUUUUAUAUGGCCAGAUGAUGAAAGAUUUAUUUUUUCUACACUUGGUGAUAUUUCGAGCAGUCCUGGAAUAUUAGCUAUAAAAUAUUACCUACCAUUGUUGUUAAGUUUCAUCGUUAUAGUUAUUGUAAUCUGCGUCUGUUACUUUUAUAGAUUAUAUCGACAACGCAAAAAUAAUACUGAAGAAAUUUUGCCUUUUAUAAUGACGGACACGGAAUUAGCUGUUGCGCCUGGAGCGGCACAGGAUGUGGGACACCGCCAGGAAUAAUAAAGGAAGUACUACAGGUCGUCGAAUAUUUCCCUUUUUACUAACAAAAUUGAUUUAUUUUCUUUUUUUGUAAUAUUUUUAAAUACAUGCACUGUUUAGCUACUCUA